Oryza brachyantha (malo sina) is the source of this 687-nucleotide messenger RNA. RefSeq lists its product as uncharacterized. The record is from RefSeq and is a predicted model, not a curated record. Gene Ontology annotation, cellular component: nucleus; mitochondrion. Bases 1 to 426 code for a protein of 141 amino acids. Gene Ontology annotation, biological process: mitochondrion organization. Lineage: Eukaryota; Viridiplantae; Streptophyta; Magnoliopsida; Poales; Poaceae. The transcript is spliced from 5 exons.
AUGUUAUUGACUGCAUUGACUGUUCUAAGAAGGUCUCGCCCUGCCCCACGUGCUGCUCCAGUGCGGAACCCUCCGCAGCCAGCAAGGCAGGCUCCUCCUCCAGCUCCCACCCAGAGCGGUGGUGGCUCUAUCCUGGGAGGAAUUGGGUCCACUAUUGCUCAAGGCAUGGCUUUCGGUACUGGCAGUGCCAUGGCACACAGGGCAGUUGAUGCUGUAAUGGGUCCGCGGACCAUUCAGCAUGAAACCGUUGUCUCUGAGGCCGCUGCCUCUGUCACCCCAAUGGGCAACGCCGCUGCAUCCGACUCAUGCAGCAUCCAUUCCAAGGCCUUCCAAGACUGCAUCAACAACUAUGGAAGUGACAUCAGCAAGUGCCAAUUCUACCUGGAUAUGCUGAACGAGUGCCGCCGUGGUGGUGCAACUGCUUAAGCUGAUGGCCGGUUGGAAUUUUUAUUAAUUGGGCCUCGCUUUACUCUCAUGAUUACAUGAAUAACUUGGCAAAUUUGUGAACUUGUGCCACUACUUAUGGCUGUACUCUGAUUAUCAUUGGUACGCUUGGGUUUGUGGUAUCGUAUGUUGUCUUGGGAGUAGUACAUUCUACUAUCCUAAAUUUCAAGAACUGCCGCCAUGGCUCUGGGUGUCAAAUAUUUGAAAUUAAACAUGAUGUUACUCUUUGAGUAUGGUUUCAUG